GGGAUUCCCAGCCUUGAUUGGAAUAGUGGGGACGAUAGGUCGAGCAGUCUCAACAUGAUACUCUUCUUGAUAGCCGUGUUCGGGUUGGCGGCGGGGAACUUGCAGCUAGACGAAGGAGAUCCGUGCACAGCUAAAGACGGUGGCCGAGGCAUCUGUACCUUAUUUAGCAGCUGCACUACCCUCGGAGAUUACACUAAGAACUUCCCCAUAAACUGUGGAUUCAAAGGAAAGGAGGCCAUCGUGUGCUGUCCCAACUACAAUUCAAAAACUUUUAAAAAGAUUGAAGAACUAUGCAGUUGGAUGCAAGAUACAUGCCUAGACAAUUUGGAUCCCACAGUAAAUGUGAUGAAUGGUACAGAGUCAAAACCUAAGGAACACCCAUAUAUGUCUGGAGGGUGCUCUUGAUAGUCUGGAGGGUGCUCUUGAUAGUGUGGAGGGUGCUCUUGAUAGUCUGGAGGGUGCUCUUGAUAGUCUGGAGGGUGCUCUUGAUAGUCUGGAGGGUGCUCUUGAUAGUGUGGAGGGUGCUCUUGAUAGUCUGGAGGGUGCUCUUGAUAGUCUGGAGGGUGCUCUUGAUAGUCUGGAGGGUGCUCUUGAUAGUCUGGAGGGUGCUCUUGAUAGUCUGAAGGGUGCUCUUGAUAGUCUGGAGGGUGCUCUUGAUAGUGUGGAGGGUGCUCUUGAUAGUGUGGAGGGUGCUCUUGAUAGUCUGGAGGGUGCUCUUGAUAAUCUGGAGGGUGCUCUUGAUAGUGUGGAGGGUGCUCUUGAUAGUCUGGAGGGUGCUCUUGAUAGUCUGGAGGGUGCUCUUGAUAGUCUGGAGGGUGCUCUUGAUAGUCUGAAGGGUGCUCUUGAUAGUCUGGAGGGUGCUCUUGAUAGUGUGGAGGGUGCUCUUGAUAGUGUGGAGGGUGCUCUUGAUAGUCUGGAGGGUGCUCUUGAUAGUCUGGAGGGUGCUCUUGAUAGUGUGGAGGGUGCUCUUGAUAGUCUGGAGGGUGCUCUUGAUAGUCUGGAGGGUGCUCUUGAUAGUCUGGAGGGUGCUCUUGAUAGUCUGGAGGGUGCUCUUGAUAGUCUGGAGGGUGCUCUUGAUAGUCUGGAGGGUGCUCUUGAUAGUCUGGAGGGUGCUCUUGAUAGUCUGUAUUGUGCUCUUGAUAGUCUGGAGGGUGCUCUUGAUAGUCUGUAUUGUGCUCUUGAUAGUCGGUAUUGUGCUCUUGAUAGUCUGUAUUGUGCUCUUGAUAGUCUGGAGGGUGCUCUUGAUAGUCUGUAUUGUGCUCUUGAUAGUCUGGAGGGUGCUCUUGAUAGUCUGUAUUGUGCUCUUGAUAGUCUGUAUUGUGCUCUUGAUAGUCUGUAUUGUGCUCUUGAUAGUCUGUAUUGUGCUCUUGAUAGUCUGUAUUGUGCUCUUGAUAGUCUGUAUUGUGCUCUUGAUAGUCUGUAUUGUGCUCUUGAUAGUCUGGAGGGUGCUCUUGAUAGUCUGUAUUGUGCUCUUGAUAGUCUGUAUUGUGUUCUUGAUAGUCUGGAGGGUGCUCUUGAUAGUCUGUAUUGUGCUCUUGAUAGUCUGUAUUGUGCUCUUGAUAGUCUGGAGGGUGCUCUUGAUAGUCUGUAUUGUGCUCUUGAUAGUCUGGAGGGUGCUCUUGAUAGUCUGUAUUGUGCUCUUGAUAGUCUGUAUUGUGUUCUUGAUAGUCUGGAGGGUGCUCUUGAUAGUCUGUAUUGUGCUCUUGAUAGUCUGUAUUGUGCUCUUGAUAGUCUGGAGGGUGCUCUUGAUAGUCUAGGUCCUGCCAAAUGGGCCAGGCUAGGAGAAUUGGUCAUUAGUUCCACAUCGGAUGACGCAAGACCAAUCGACAAGUCCAUCACCGAUAGAAUCCGAUACCCGAAAUACAAACCAAGCCAGAACUAUCAUGACAUCGCCCUCUUCAAAUUGAAUAGUGAUGUCGUUUUCAAUAGUUAUAUAUCGCCGAUAUGUCUCAAAAUUAAGCGACAGACAGCCACGAAGUAUUCUACUGUCGUGGGCUGGGGAACUUUCAAUAAGAGCAGUAAUGCCACUAGUGACAAGCUUCUUGAAGCGAAUUUAGAAAUCUAUAAUGACACAGAGUGUAAUAGGCUUGUCUUCGCCCCCUACAAUUCCAUCUCGACGCCUCGAGGCCAUGAUAGCAAUACGAUGGUUUGCGCUGGAAAGCCAGAUGGAAGCAAGGAUACCUGCGAAGUCAUUACUCAUGAGGCUGGACAACCUUAUCUUGGAAUUCCCUCGAGUUCAAAAGUUCCUCUUUCGAACUUCUCGUAUUACCUGACAUUGUCUCACGGUUUGGACAAUCCUCUCCACACACAGGCAGCAUUUCCUCAAAACACUGAUCCAUACUUAAUCCACAUUGCAAAUUUGUAG
Nezara viridula (southern green stink bug) is the source of this 2365-nucleotide messenger RNA. Lineage: Eukaryota; Metazoa; Arthropoda; Insecta; Hemiptera; Pentatomidae. The record is from the annotation of a GenBank genome assembly.